Molecule: messenger RNA, 4660 nt
Organism: Gallus gallus (chicken)
Lineage: Eukaryota; Metazoa; Chordata; Aves; Galliformes; Phasianidae
Gene: ARHGEF26
Product: Rho guanine nucleotide exchange factor 26
Exons: 14
Coding region: 19-2352 (777 amino acids)
Biological process (GO): activation of GTPase activity
Molecular function (GO): protein binding; guanyl-nucleotide exchange factor activity
Source: RefSeq, a predicted model, not a curated record
GCCUCGGGGGAAGCGGCGAUGGACGCGGGCGGCGGGGCGCUGGGGAAGAGGAGAGGCGCUGCGCGGCCGCGCGGCAAACCCCGGCCGCAGUCCUACCAGAGCCCCGGCGGGCUGCUCGUCACCGACUUCCCGGUGGAGGACAGGUGCGCCUUCACCCUCGCGCAGCCCGCGGCCACCGUCAGCGCCGCGCCCCGGGGGGGUUCCCCGCGCCUCCCCGCCCGCGUGGGCUCCGAGCCGCCCGCCGGGCUGCUGGCGCUGCUCUCCAGCGCGUCCCUCGGCUUCGUCGCUAACGGCGCUUUCCCCGCGCCCGGCGGCCCGCAGCCCCGAGGGGCUCGAGGAGAAGCCGAGCGGGGGCCGGCGGGGCCUGAGGGCAUCUCCCGGGCCAUGUCCCCGGAGCGAGGCGUCGCUCCCCCGGCCCCGCUCCCCGAGCAGCCCGCCGUCACGCUGAGCACCCACAGCCCCGCCGCGCUGAAGGUGGGCACGCAGCAGAUCAUCCCCCGCAGCCUGGCGUCCGACAGCAAGGCGGCCCACAAGGGCGGCGCGCACGGCGCGGAUGCCGGCCGGCGGGUGCUGAAGGCGCGCAGCAUGGUGGAGAGCCCCGGGGUGCUGCUGGGCGCCGAUGAGGAAACCGAGGGUGAGCCGGACAGCCCGGGCGUGCUGCGGCGCGGCCUGCGCUCCACCUCCUACCGCCGGGCUGUGGUGAGCGGCAUCGACCUCGACGGCUCUGCUAACUUUAAGAAGAAAAACAGAAUGUCUCAGCCCAUACUGAAGGCCGUUGUUGAAGAUAAAGAGAAGUUUUCCAGCCUGGGGAGGACAAAGAAGAAAACGCUGAAAGGACAAGGGACGUUUGAUGGGGAAGAAAACGCUGUGUUAUAUCAGAACUACAAAGAAAAAGCUCUGGACAACGAUUCUGAUGAGGAGUCGGAGCCCCGAGAGCAGAAAUCAGAUGAAAAGGUUGUUUUUCCCUAUAAGCCCCUGAGGUCAACAUGGAGUCAGCUAUCAGUUGUGAAAAAGAAUGGCUUAUCAGAAACGAUCAGCCAGGAAGAAAGGAAGAGACAAGAGGCCAUAUUUGAAGUGAUAUCUUCUGAGCAUUCUUACUUGCUGAGCUUGGAGAUUCUGAUCCGCAUGUUUAAAAAUUCCCGGGAGCUGAGCCUCACGAUGACCAAAACGGAGAGCCACCACCUCUUCUCCAAUAUUGCAGAUGUUUAUGAAGCAAGUAAAAAGUUCUUCAAAGAACUUGAAGCGAGACAUCAGAACAACAUCUUCAUUGAUGAUAUCAGUGAUAUUGUGGAAAAGCAUACUUCUUCAACUUUUGAUCCUUAUGUAAAAUACUGCACUAAUGAAGUCUAUCAGCAGCGAACGCUUCAGAAGUUGCUAGCUACAAAUCCAGCAUUUAAAGAGGCGUUGUCACGCAUUGAGUCCCAUGAAGACUGCAGGAAUUUACCGAUGAUCUCCUUCCUCAUUCUCCCCAUGCAGAGAGUUACUCGUCUUCCAUUACUGAUGGACACUAUUUGUCAAAAAACUCCUAAAGAUUCACCGAAAUAUGAGAACUGCAAGCAAGCCCUGAAAGAAGUUAGCAAGUUGGUGCGUUUGUGCAAUGAAGGUGCUCGAAAAAUGGAAAGGACAGAAAUGAUGUACACAAUUAACUCCCAGCUGGAAUUUAAAAUCAAGCCAUUUCCUUUGGUUUCUUCUUCACGGUGGUUGGUGAAGAGGGGUGAGUUAACAGCGUAUGUAGAGGACACGGGGCUUUUCUCUAAAAGGACUUCCAGGCAGCAGGUGUAUUUCUUCCUCUUCAAUGACGUCCUCAUUAUCACCAAGAAGAAGAGUGAAGAGAGUUACAACGUCACAGAUUAUUCCUUAAGGGAUCAGCUGGUGGUACAGCAGUGUGACAGUGAGGAGCUGACCUCUUCUCCUGUGAAGAACACUUCAGCCAUGCUGUACUCACGGCAGAGCUCCCCAGUUCACCUCUUCAGACUGUCUGUCCUCAGUAACCACGCAGGAGAGAAGGUGGAGCUGCUUCUGGGAACAGACACUCAGAGUGAAAGAGCUCGCUGGAUUGCAGUGCUUGGACAAGACAGAGACAGGCAGAGUACAGACAGAGCCACUUUGACGCAGGUAGAGAUCAUCAGAACUUACACAGCAAAGCAGUCAGACGAGCUGUCUCUUCAAGUUGCUGAUGUUGUUUUGGUUUAUCAAAAAGUAAAUGACGGUUGGUAUGAAGGGGAACGACUGCGGGAUGGUGAAAGAGGCUGGUUUCCCAUGGAGUGUGCAAAGGAAAUCACUUGUCGUGCCACCAUUGACAAGAACAUGGAGCGCAUGGGACGUCUGCUUGGACUGGAAACAAACGUGUAGAUGGCUUCUGCAUCCUCCUACCGUGCUGCAGGAUUUGCACUAAACUGCUGUCAGCAGAGGCACAGCUGCACGCACUACAGCUCUUGCAUGGAAGACGUGAGGCACAGAUGCAUUAAAUACAGUGACAGAGCACUGAUACUUCAGAUAGCCCUUCUUGAUUCACGUUUUGAGAGCUCUAAACUUAUGCCUACCUUGAGUAACAGCAGCUUCUAUGAGACUUAGGUUCCUGGGCAGUGGACAUCAGCCAUACUUUCUUUUUUAAAAACAAUUUUCAAAGCUUUUAGCUUUGGUUCCUUAUCCCCAUUUAUAUUCUUUCUCCUUCUGUUUUCUUGAUCAUUUUUACUUUCUUUCUUUCAAAUUCAAACCUCUCUGUAGCAGGCUGAAUACCAGCAGCUCACCAAAUAAAUACAUACACUGAGCUGGAAGGAGAACAGGAGUGUAACACUGGGGGAAGGGAGUUCCAGCUCCUAAGAACUGAGCUACACUAACCAGAUAUAACUGAUGAAGGAGUGCCUGUCCAGCAGCAGCCCAGGGUGAGCCACAUUGUGUAGGACACAGUGACUAAAGCUGACACAAGCUCCAGAGGAGCCGGACAUAUCUUGUGGGGUGGUGCUGUGUGCUGUGGUGUUAUUCAUACUGCUCACGGUCUCUUCCUGCUGCUCCAGAAAGGAACUGUGAAAGCAAGCAAGAGGUACCAGCUUUUCAAAAUGAUGAUCUUGAGCAUCUCAUUCUCUGAUACAUUUUUAGCAUGACCAUCAGACUUGAGCUUGUUUUCAUUAAGAAUACUAAUAAAUACACACAGUUUGAGCUCUUUGAUGUCCUUCUGGCAGUGCUCUGCUGUGCCUUAUGUUGUUUCCUCCAGGAAGAUUUUCCUGAAACCCAAUUUUUGCCAAAUGCAGAGGCCAUUCUGUCCAGUGUCUCUCAACUCCAAAAGCUCUUCCAGCUCUGGAUGCCUCUGGCAGUGAUUGAGCCACUUUCUUAAUACUUACUACAAAAUAAUUUCAAGCUGUACACAUACCACAGGAAUGUGUUUUUUCCCACUAGCAUCAACCACCUGAGAACUGAGAUGCCUGCACUCCAGUCUCUUUUCUGGUGUCUUAAAGCAGUAUAACUGCUGGAAAUCUGUCCAAUCCCUUUCAGUUUUUUCCAGGUGUCAAGUUAGAUCUUAAGUUACUGCCUGGAUGGGGCCUACAGUAAACAUGAAGUACUUUUUCCCAUCUUUUUUUUAGUUCUUCCUUCUUGCUCUUCUGAGGAAAUAAAUGAGUUAUUAUUUGUUUCUGUGGAUGUAAAAGUUCAACUGAGCUUCAGUGUACUGAAUAUCAUCGUUAGCAUUUGUUAGCAUUGCACUGAAGCCACAGGCACAGCCAGAAAGGCAGUAAUAAGACCCAUGGAGGCUGAUGAAGCUGCUGCAUCUUCAGUGCAGGAACAGGGAGGAGAGGUGUGGAAGCAGAGGGGGUGUCUCUGCCCCCCACCACAGAGCAGGGGGGAGCCCUGCAGGUGGAGGAACUCUCCCUGGUGCAGCUCUUCUUGGCUGUGGAGACCUGGCACAGUUGCACAUCACACAACACCUCUGUUUUUGCACCUGCAAUUUAGCUUUGGAAUUUCACAGAAAAAUAGAGCUACUUAAUAUUGCGUGAAGAGAAUGCACUCAAAACUAAGUUAAUUUCAGCACCUCUUUUCUGUCUAUAGAUGAGACAGUUUGUGUUCUAACAAUCUCCAUCUUCUCACGGCCCAGCUGCUGCCAGAGCAGGCUUCAGCACGUGUGCAGUGAGAGAUGUGUGGCACCCAGGCAUUCUGACACGGUCCCCAUGGUUUUUAAAAGGUUCUGGACACUGUUUUACAUAGACUGUAAUGUGAUGAUUUGUGAAUAACUUUGUGUAUAAAUAUGUACCUCUGUAACGAUUGAAAAGCUGUUCGGAAGACAUGUGUACACAAAUGCUGCCCUUGGCAGCCUGACAGUGGCUUUCCAGCCUUCCCAAUUAAUUUAUAAGAAGAGGACUGAUGAAAUGGCAAUGAUACGGACUGUACAUUGAACAAAGUCUUAUUUAACAUAGUAGAAAUACUGCUAAUAUUUUAACAAAGGAUUUAUUGUACACAGGUGGGUGUUUAACACAUAACUGAAUGUAUAAAUCCAGGCAUUAAUUUUAUUCAGAUUUUUAAUACAGUGUAUAUAUUUUAUACCUAUUUUUUCCAGAAGUGCUGUAAUGUUUUUUAAGAGCAUUUUUCUUAUUCUCAGACACAGUUCUUAAGGAAUUAAAGACUUUUAUAGGACAACAAUCAAUAAAAUCCUUUAAAAUCCUUACUAAAA